CCCCCCCCCCCCCCCCUCACAGUCAAGAUGUUCGCUGCUCGUCAGUCCUUCAACCUUUUCCAGAAGCGUAGCUUCUCCGCUUCUUCCAGCCAGCUUUCCAAGGUUGCCGUCCUCGGUGCCGCUGGUGGUAUUGGCCAGCCUCUCUCCCUCCUCCUCAAGCUCAACCCCCGUGUCACUGAGCUUGCUCUCUACGAUAUCCGCGGUGGACCUGGUGUCGCCGCUGAUCUGAGCCACAUCAACACCAACAGCACCGUCACUGGCUACGAGCCCACUGCCUCUGGCCUCCGUGAUGCCCUCAAGGGCUCCGAGGUCGUCCUCAUCCCUGCCGGUGUUCCCCGCAAGCCCGGCAUGACCCGUGACGACCUGUUCAACACCAACGCCUCCAUCGUCCGCGACCUUGCUAAGGCUGCCGCUGAGGCUUCCCCCGAGGCCAACAUCCUCGUUAUCUCCAACCCCGUCAACUCCACCGUCCCCAUCGUUGCCGAGGUCUUCAAGUCCAAGGGUGUCUACAACCCCAAGCGUCUCUUCGGUGUCACCACCCUUGACGUUGUCCGUGCCUCCCGCUUCAUCUCCCAGGUCAAGAAGACCGACCCCGCUGGCGAGGCCGUCCCCGUUGUCGGUGGUCACUCCGGUGUGACCAUCGUCCCUCUCCUCUCCCAGUCCAACCACCCCGAGAUUGAGGGUACCACCCGCGAUGAGCUCGUCAACCGCAUCCAGUUCGGUGGUGACGAGGUCGUCAAGGCCAAGGACGGUGCCGGUUCCGCCACCCUCUCCAUGGCCAUGGCCGGUGCUCGCUUCGCCGAGUCCCUCCUCCGUGCCUCCCAGGGCGAGAAGGGCAUCGUUGAGCCCACUUUCGUCGACUCUCCUCUCUACAAGGACCAGGGUGUUGACUACUUCGCCUCCCUCGUCGAGCUCGGCCCCAACGGUGUUGAGAAGAUCAACCCCGUCGGCCCCGUCAACGAGUACGAGCAGAAGCUCGUCGAGACCGCCCUCGGUGACCUCAAGAAGAACAUCCAGAAGGGCCGUGACUUCGUUAAGGCUAACCCUUAAAUGAUCUAAUUUCCUCAACUGGAAUGAUAUGAACCAAAAACCUCUUUUCUGCAGCCACGUUCCUCCUUGUAUAACAGUCUAGUCGUUCUUCUUUCUCCCCUGUCACGCUAAAUAUCCUAACCCGCCCUUGGCUUUUAUUCUGGAGGAAUGUUGCUGCAGCAUCAUGGAAGCAUCGGAAUCGGGUUUUCCUUUGUGUGUCCCGAAGCCUCGAGGGGGACUGUGAUGGGGGAAAAUGGACCCUGACGUGUAUUUUCCCGUUCCUCAAUACAGACCAAAAUCUAUGUUAAUGAUACUACCCCUUAUGACAUCG
Aspergillus japonicus CBS 114.51 is the source of this 1360-nucleotide messenger RNA. RefSeq names its product malate dehydrogenase. NCBI's taxonomy places the organism in Eukaryota, Fungi, Ascomycota, Eurotiomycetes, Eurotiales, Aspergillaceae. The transcript has 6 exons. Gene Ontology annotation, biological process: tricarboxylic acid cycle; malate metabolic process. Gene Ontology annotation, molecular function: L-malate dehydrogenase (NAD+) activity. Gene Ontology annotation, cellular component: cytoplasm; mitochondrion. The record is from RefSeq and is a predicted model, not a curated record. Bases 28 to 1050 code for a protein of 340 amino acids.